Durusdinium trenchii is the source of this 726-nucleotide messenger RNA. Lineage: Eukaryota; Dinophyceae; Suessiales; Symbiodiniaceae. The record is from the annotation of a GenBank genome assembly.
AUGGAAAGUUCAAGAGCGUUUUGGUGGGUGAAAGUGAAAGGCAGUGGCAGUUCGAUUAUGAUUUAUGAGGAAGAGCUUGCAAAAACAAAGAACGCCUACAACAUCUUGGAGAUCGCAAAGACCAAGACCUGCCUUGAAGUUCCCAUUCACAUGUUGAAGCUCUUUGAGAGGGAGAAAGAUUCCCAUGAAGGCCAGGCAGUCCGCAACAGCCUAUCAGUUCAUCAUGUCAGAGGAGGGAACGAUGACCUUGACCCUCUCUAUGUUUCAUAUCCUGACGAAUGCCCAGAUGCAUCAUCAUCAGCACAGGUCAGCCUUUCUGACAUCAUCAAGAUGCAAGAGAAGAUUGAGCAGAAGAUUGAAGAAGAGAAUGCGAAAGCGCAAGAGAAGGUGACGCAGAAGAUUGAAGAAGAGAAUGCGAAAGCGCAAGAGAAGGUGAUGCAGACCUUGGUUCCUCUUUGUCAGCAGGCCUUUGAACUCGUCCCUGCAUCAUCAAGUUCGUGGGAUGAAUAUUUUGGGUUCUGCGUGUCUGAGCACAUCUACCACAAGAAGCAAUCUCAAGGUGCUAGCGCUCUUGGUAUUGAUAUUGCAGACCCAAGCAAUGGCCUCCCUCUCCUGAAACAUUUUGAAGUUCUAUAUCAAGACGGAGAUAUGACCCUUUUUUCCCUGUGCUGCAACAAAUCUGCAAGGACCAAACACCAUUACGGUCAAAAUUCUUAUAGCGCUUGA